AUGAGCGACUCGGAGGGGGCGCCGGGGCGGUGCGGGGGGCGGCGGGGGCGGCCGCGGCUGGCGGAGGGGGACCGGGCCCGGCGGCGCCUGGAGUCGCGCAAGAAGAAGCCAUGGGAGCAGAUGCCUUAUGAGCCGCAGCGGAAGAAAAGAAGAAGGCGGAAUGUCAACUGCCUGAAAAACACCGUGAUCUGGUAUGAAGACCACAAGAACCGCUGCCCCUAUGAGCCGCACCUCUCUGAGCUGGAUCCUACCUUUGGCAUGUACACGACUGCCGUGUGGCAGUGUGAAGCCGGACACCGUUACUUCCAGGACCUGCACUCUCCCCUGAAGCCACUCAGCGACUCUGAAAACGAGUGUGAAAGUGUUGGCAACGGCACAGGGGCUGGAAGCUCAGGCUCUUCAGACGCAAGUUCCAGCUCGGAGUCGGAGGAGCAGCCGGCGCGCCAGAAGACCAAAGGCCAUGGAGGGCAGCAGCCGCCCCCCCUGGGAGAGGGAGAGGCAGAAGGGGAGAGCGCCAGCGGGCUCAUCACCCAGGAGGGCAUCCACAUUCCCUUUGAGCAGCACAUCGAGAACCUGACGGCAGAGCAGGGCUCCGGCCUGUGCCACAACCCGCCACUCGGCAGCCCAGAGGCCAUGGAGACGGUGGUGUGCGUGCCUGUCCCUCUGCAGAUGGGCUCCAGCCAUGGGACUCUCUUCGAGAACGUGGCGCAGGAGGCGCUGGGGGAGGUGGUGGCCAGCUGCCCCGUGCAGGGCGUGAUGCAGGGCUCGCAGGUGAUCAUCAUCGCUGGACCCGGCUACGACGCCCUGGCUGCCGAGGGGAUCCAGCUGAACGUCACCAGCGCCGGAGGGGAGGAGCUGCCCUGCACCGUGAUGGAGGGCGUGGCGGCCUACACGCAGACGGAGCCCGAGAGCAGGCAGCUGAGCACCGCGGAGGUUGUGGAGUACACAGGAACCAAAAAAGAAAAUGAGGAGCUGCUGGAGCUCAAAAAAGAGGAGCCUUUGCCCCCGGCAGAAAUGGACGCCCCCUGUGACUCAGAGGAAGCCGGUGACGGUGUGGUUGGAGAGCCAGAGCCUGCACCUGUGGAGGAGGAGGCAGAGGGCACCCACGGGUCCUCCAUUAUCUACGAAAUCCCAAAGGAACCGGAGAAGAGGAGGCGGAGCAAGCGGGGCCGCAUGAUGGAUGCAGAUGGGCUGCUGGAGAUGUUCCACUGUCCCUAUGAAGGAUGUACCCAGGUCUACGUAGCACUUAGCAGUUUCCAGAAUCACGUCAACCUUGUUCAUCGGAAAGGGAAGACGAAGGUGUGCCCUCACCCCGGCUGUGGCAAGAAGUUCUACCUGUCUAAUCACCUCCGCAGACACAUGAUAAUUCACUCAGGAGUCCGCGAGUUCACCUGUGAGACGUGUGGCAAAUCCUUCAAGAGGAAGAACCACCUGGAAGUCCACCGCCGAACACACACAGGGGAGACCCCUCUACAGUGCGAGAUCUGUGGCUACCAGUGCCGGCAGCGGGCCUCUCUCAACUGGCACAUGAAGAAGCACACCUCAGACGUCCACUACAACUUCACCUGUGAGCACUGCGGCAAGCGCUUUGAGAAGCUGGACAGCGUCAAGUUCCACAAGCUGAAGAGCCACCCGGACCACAAGGCGGCCUGACCUGCCCACGGGGGCCACAUUCCUCUGCACCGCCC
This is a messenger RNA of Heteronotia binoei (common prickly gecko), 1688 nucleotides long. RefSeq names its product zinc finger protein 653 (gene ZNF653). Gene Ontology annotation, molecular function: transcription coregulator activity. The coding region runs from base 1 to 1653 and encodes 550 amino acids. The record is from RefSeq and is a predicted model, not a curated record. Lineage: Eukaryota; Metazoa; Chordata; Lepidosauria; Squamata; Gekkonidae. Gene Ontology annotation, cellular component: nucleus. Gene Ontology annotation, biological process: regulation of transcription by RNA polymerase II. The transcript has 10 exons.